Molecule: messenger RNA, 7522 nt
Organism: Pygocentrus nattereri (red-bellied piranha)
Lineage: Eukaryota; Metazoa; Chordata; Actinopteri; Characiformes; Serrasalmidae
Gene: nalf1b
Product: transmembrane protein FAM155A
Exons: 3
Coding region: 1546-2667 (373 amino acids)
Biological process (GO): calcium ion import across plasma membrane
Cellular component (GO): plasma membrane
Molecular function (GO): stretch-activated, monoatomic cation-selective, calcium channel activity
Source: RefSeq, a predicted model, not a curated record
UUACUGGAAGACACACAUACAGUAUCACACACACACACACACACACAGUGCUCCUCACGUUCCUGAGCUCGUCUUCCAACGUGCUGCUGCUUUGACGCCCAGCUGUCUCUCCUUAGCUGAGCUCGCGCAGCCCCGGUGUCACUGUGCAUACUAAUGAGCGGAGGGGGAGACGGAGCGAGGGAAGAGGAGAGAAAAGGAGGAGAGAAAAGGAGGAGCAGAGAGGAGAGAAGAGGAGCAGAGAGGAGCGCUCGAGCCUCGGAAAGCCUCCGCGCGGAUCACAUGGGCUCGGAUGCGCGAGCUUUGGCUUUAUAGCUUAGCGCCAUUCAACUUGAUGGCUCGUUCUUCUGCGCCUUGCUCGAGCUAAGCGCGCGGCGUUACGUCGACCGGAGGGGUUUCUCUUUCUCGGGAGGAUUUUUUGCUCUAAAGGACUCCGUCAUGGACGCUUCGUCUUUCUGAUCGUCGCUGUGGAAAUGUGCGGAUUGUUGAGCAUGUUCGUCUUGGUGAAUGACAGCGAGCACGGAUAAAAAGGGGGGAGGAAAGCAGCGAAUCAUCGACUGAUGUUUUGUUCCGGUUCUUCAAGCAGCGGAAUAUAAUCACUGCAGUAAAUGCCGGAUCGCCUUGCGCUCGCUGUGGGGAUUUACAGAGGGCGGUCGUCUGCGGCCGUGUUUUGAAGGUGUGCUUUCUGGGGGGCUAUUGUUGUUUUUUGUUUUUUGUCCUUUUUUCUUGAUUUGAUGUGAAAACGGACAGCUUUUCCGCUGGUACCGUGAACGCUCCUCCACUGCGCCAGCAUGGAGCGACCGCAGCGCUGGAGAUGACGCACUCGACCGCGCUCCGCUCCCAAAAAAAGUGCUUCAGCGCGCGAACAUGGCGGCGACUUAACGCGGGGGGCGACAUGAUCGCGGCCGAUCUGGACAUCGACGGAGAAGCUCCGAGGAGACCCGCGCUGCACACACGGAGGAGAGAGCACCGCGCCUUCCGCUGACCAACACAGAGCGAGAGAGAGAGACAGAUACAGAGAGAGAGAGAGAGAGAGAGGCGGCAGGUUCUCGCCAGCGCAGCCCGGGGGAGGGAGAAAGAAACAGAGAGAUAGAAAGAGAGGGGGAGAGAAAGAAGGGCAUGGUGCUGUGGAGAAGGAGGAGGAGAAGCGGGGUGAGCUCUGGAGAGCCACGCGCGAGGGCAAUAUGAGUGGCCUAAUCCGUGCCAGCGCGUUAACCGAACCGGAAUAGGGGAUCGACAGAGAGAGAGAGAGAGAGAGAGUGCGAGAGAGAGAGUGCGAGAGAGAGAGUGAGUGCGAGAGAGAGAGCGAGAGAGAGAGAGCGAGAGAGAAAGAGAGCGAGAGAGAGAGAGUGCGAGAGAGAGAGAGAGAGAGAGAGACCAUUUCCUUCUUUUCCAAAAAGAUAUAUACGUAUUAAUUAAAGUGAGAAAAUAAACAAAACAUAGGGGUUACAAAUAAUAAUAUCCACUCACAAACCCCAAGUCAAUGAAUUUUGUGGCCACCCAGGAGCCGCCGCGGUGGAGUGGGCCAGCGCUGCGCUUUCCUAAAAUAUGACCAGCGGCGCUCGGACGUGUCGGCAGCAAGAUGAUGAUGAUGAUGACGGCUUAAAAACGUGGUGGUGGUGCGCGCCCCGCGAGGACCCGAUAAAGCCAGCGUUCAGCGACUCGGAAAGGGCCCACAGAUGGCGACUGUCCCUCGCCUGCCUCCUCCUCUUCCUCGCCGUGCUGCUCUCUGACCGUCUGUGGCUGCGCGCCGAGGCCGCGCUGGCCAGGGCCGGGUCCGGCUCCAGCGCGCUGCUCUCCGCCGGCGCCUCGCGCCAGCCCGUGCGGCCGCUGGCCUCGUGCCGCCCGGACAGCGUGUCCAAGCGCUGCUUCGCGGCGGAGGAGGACGCGGCGGCCGCGGUGUGCUCGGGCCUGUCCGGCGCCGAGUGGAACCUCAGUGACCUGUACCUCGCCUUCUGCGACUCUUACUCCCUCCUUGAUCUGUUCCACGGCCUGCGCGCGCCGCCCAACGCCAGCAGUUGCGGCCUCGCCAUGGCCCAGGGCAGCGACGACGGCCACGGCGACGGCUACGGCGCGGACGGCUGCGUACGCUGCGUGCGCGCCUACCAGUACCUGGACCGGCAAGCGCGCGAGGCGUACGACGAGUUCGAGCUGCUGGUGCGGAAAUACGAAACGGAUGCAUACUCGGUGCGGACAUGCAUGGACGAGUGCACGACUGUCUACAAACACUGGCUGUGUUCCCAGUACUUCCAGACCACGCAGAUGCACUGCAGCAACAGGAUCCCUUGCAGGCAGUACUGCCUGGAGGUCCAGCAGAGGUGUCCCUUCAUAUUGCCUGACAACGAUGAGCUCAUUUAUGGCGGAAGCCCUAGUUUUAUAUGCACAGGGCUCCUAGAGGACAACCCUUCAGAUGCAGAAGCAGAGUGCUGUGACGUUCGAUGGGACAGCAAGCCAGACAACAGCUCCAAAGGGACUCUCAAAAGAACUCACCCGUCAUGCCAACACGGGACAUCCCUGACCUCGUCAGCAGCCUCCAGACUGUGCAACAGCAGGCUCAAACUCUGCCUGUUGGUUCUAGUCCUGCUCCAUACUGUCGCCACAAUCACAGCCUCCCAUAACCUCACCACCAUCUCCUCCCUGGAGGAGAACUCCACUAACGAGGAGGGAUGAAGAGGCCGUUCAUUGCAGCCAGCAAAUCACUUCGGAGCUCAGUCCAGUGGGAUGGACCCUGGAACUACCGCAGUGCUUUCUGGGACAUGUUGUGCAGGACAGGAUUUUGUGGACAUGCAAUCAACCAAGCAAAACAAACAAACAGACAUUAAAUAACACUGGACAAACUGGACAAACUUAAUCCAAUGUCAAGAACAAGGGACAACACCACAGCCUUUGUUGAAAGAGGCCACUCUAGGGCGGAGUUCUCUCGCACCAUAUUUUUUACACUGUGUCUAUGGUUUAGAUUUCUGUUGCACUAGAUGACUACAGGAUCUAUUCAUGUUCUCGUUUCCUUUUCAUUACUGGUCUUUGUGCAGGAAGGAAUGGGACACAUGGAUGGGUUACAUGUAAAAGUAUCAAGAUGAAAAGUUGAGCGUGUGCAUGUGAGUGUGUGUGUGCGCGUGAAUAUCCGUGUCCACUGAUAUGUUUUCGUUUAGAAUCAUAGUACUAUCUAUUGAAUGCUGCUCUGUCCAUCACAAGGAUUACUAUGGAGCCUCUAAAAUGGUUUGAAUAGGUCUAAAUUUUCAAAUCUACCUAAUUGAAUGUCCAAAUCCUCAGCUGAAGCCCAGAUUCACUGAUUCUCCCUCACUAAAGUUGAGUGUGCAGACAGUUUUGUUGCUAUUUUGAUGUCAAUGGUGCAGCAGAUCAGGAGCUUUCCAAGCCCCAAGUGCGUAUGCAUGCAGCAUACUGGAAGGGUAAAGUGGUUGUGGUUGAUAAAGCAUUUGUCAGACUGAAAUCUUUGGAAUACUUUUGUAUGUCCACUCAACUUGCACAAAAAUAACAUAGAUUCAGUUUUUUUUUCUGCCCCUGGUAGUAUAUUUAUAUAGAUAUAUUCUCUUCUAUAUUCUAUAACUGCAUGUUAUUAUCAAUGUUUAGAUGAAACAGCCUAAAUUUCAUGAAUAAAUCCAAAUGAUCUGAGGACAUCACAUUCAUAGCGCAACACAUUUGAUGCAGAGGUCUCAGCUGAAAUGACUCCUGUUUUUAUUUAGACUGUGGACUUAGCCGGAAAGAACAUAAAAGACAAAAGUAACCGAAAGACACAGAUUUUUCCACUGCUUUCCACUGCUUUCCGUGAAUAUAUCAUAUCUUCUACCACAGUAAAGGGCUUUUUCAUUGUUUACACAUGCACACGUUCAUCCACUUCUGCAGUUCUUGCUUGUAGAGAUUAAUAUGGCUUGGAGAGCUCAGAUACAGAACACUUUUUCACCCUGUGAUAGGUACGUACAAGAAAAAUCCCAUUUGCUGCUGCAGAGAACCGACGAUCAACCACACAAUCACGCAGUUCCCUAUAGACAGGGCCUUCAUGAGCGAUCCAAAGAUAUGAGAGCUUAAUUUUUUUGAGUAAGACUGAGCAGAACAGGAGAUGCUAAGGGCUGAUCUGUUUUACUUUUUUGUCUUUUUUCUACAGGUAUGCUCUAAUCUGUCACAGGAUGAGCUGUAAUGACACUCGUAGUGAUACAAAAAAUGGCUGCAAUGUUCAAAAGUUUGAGUGCUUGAGUGUGUACUUCAUGACCAAGUCCAAUCUGAACCGCAUUAGCCAGCUUUGGUUCCAAAUUCUUCGACCAGCAGCAGGAACAAGGUCAACACCUCUCAUUGCGCAAUAAGACCUCAUAAAACAUUCAACUCCUACUAGAUCACUAACAUGAGCUGAUAUUUUUUUAUGGAUCUUUCCUCUGAGGUGAGGUAAAUAUGUUAUAGCCAGGUUUGUUAGCUAAAGGGUAUUUUUGAUUACUAUCUGUGCUCUUCGAAAUAAAAAGAGAAAAUCAACAACAAAAACAUAGAUCUAUAGUUUCUGUUCUGUACAGGCCACCGAAAAUGUGCAUAAAGUGUGUACAAAGUGCGUGUUUAUAACGCAACACUGGCAUCACUGCUUUUUAUUGAAUUUCAACCACUACACUCAAGGUCACUCUAAGUCUUUUACCAAAAGAGAGAGGAUGGAUCACGAGCGGAUCUCAAUAGCUUUACAAAGUUGUAAGAACCAAUAACCUUUUGGUCCCACAUAUUAGGGGUGUAACGAUUCACAAAAAUAGAUUUGUGAGGAGGACCUUGCCUGAACCUCGUCCUCCUUUCAAUCUAAUGUCCACACAUUUCCUUUCUAACAUCCUAUACAUUUUUACUUCACGUUUCCCAUGACAAAAUAUUCUCACCACCCCAUCUCCCCCAGUUCCUCUGUCCUAACUUUAUUUUUUCGGGGGUGUCUGGUCUUCUAGCUCAAGCAGAAGCCCCCAGAACUCCAACACAAACUGUCAGAGUUCUCUCCACACAUACAGUCAUGUGAUUUUGUCAUAUAUGUCAACACUAAAUUGAAGGCAUAUUCUGAACUCAGAUUUCUUAUUCAUUUCGAAAUAUGUUUCAACACGUCUUUAAAUACAACAAAAAUGAAUGGCUACAAGCUAACAUGCUAGCACAAGCUAACAACCUAGACAUGAUACAAUAACAAAAAAUAACACGCUUCAAACAAUCAAUACAGUAUGACUAAUUAUACUGUUACAUCCCUGGUACUAACAUUAAUGACCUUCUAAACGGGAUCAAUAGCUGCACAGGCGGAUGUGCUUCUGGACCAUACUAGGCACGAUACAGCAACUGAGCUUUUUGGGUGUCACGUAUUGAAGUUGCACAGUUACUUCUGGUUCUUAGCCACUGGAGUAAUCACGAAGUUCAUCUGAGCUGAUUAAGAGGAAUUAGCACUGAAUGACUAAGCUGAGACCUGAACUAGAACUAAAGCAAUCACAGCUUUUGCUCUCUCUCCACAAUCUCUUUUCUCGUCUCUCUUUCAUUACAGAAAGUGCAAUCAAAUUAACAUAAAGGAAAGGAAAUGAAUUUAUCAAACAUGAGGAAUAAGUACUAGAAAGGUAUGGUGCACUGGAAUGUACAGGUGCAUGUAUUUCCUAUUGAAAUUCAAUAUGAGUUGAAAUUGUAAAAGAAACAUGUAAAGCAAUUGAAAAUGUUCUUCACUCUCAAAAUGUGGGUUCAGUGCUAAUGUGGUGAUGAUUAAAGAACCCUGUGCUAAGUUUAAUCUUCCAUUUAAACCCUUCUUGUUUAUUAAGCCUUCAUUUCUGUGACUCUCCAAAUACCUCUGGCCUAAUGAUCUAAAGGGUCCGACUCUCCAGGUUGAUGGAAACAUAGAAAGGGGCUGGGUUCCAGAAUAAAAAAUAAAUAAAUCAGACUUAAAACGUGUUAAGAAGUGUUAGGGAUGUAUUAGGUCAGGCAGGUGGGCUUGUGGGCCUUGGGUUUGAUACAGUCAGUGCUCGCCUAAUGAAUAAUGAAAAUGGAGACCACAGAGAGAUGGCCCUCUAGAGAUCUUAUUAGCCUACUCAUGAAACAACUGGACUCUCACUGGACUCUCUUCUGAGACCACCUGCUCUGGAGUGGCAGAGAGAGAGAGAGAGAAAGAGAGAGCAAGAAUUAUUCACUUCAUUCAUCUACACCACACACAUCAGAUACACACUAAUCCACAAAUACACAGCACCAUCUGGGCCUGACAGGAGAGGAAUGAGAGAGCGAAGGAGAAAAGGGACAGAGCAGACAGCAGAAUGAAAGAUAAUAGGAGGGAAAGCCAUAGCAGGUAGAGGGACAAGGAAAGAAAGAGAAAUACCUAUAACUGUGUACGUAAAUCAUUUAUUUGUUCAAGCCCUGUGCUCCAAUGUCAGGUUAGGCUGAGUGUUGGAAAACGCUCAGCAACACAAGCACAUUCAACUACACUAAUGAAACUGCGCUGGGACAUUUAUGUGUUCUCUGUAAUCCUUUUUGCAUUUUCUCUGUGUACAUGAUGCUUUAAUUGUCAGGAAGGUAUCUCACAACACACUGUCUGCAGUGGUUACUGUAUAGGCUACAUCAUUCAGCCCCACCCCCUCCACCGAUGCUGAAUGAGACAGCAUUUACAGUCAACAUCAGCAUCCUCAUGUCAUACUACGUCAGCAAACCAAAUCCGUGAAUGAUAUUACUGUAACUGCAGGUAGCGGAAAUGGUUCUGAUCGUCUGUGUCACUUUUUUCUUUUAAACGUGUUUCUGUGUGUCUGUGUGGGUCCAGUCACUGUGCCUCAGCGGCCCACAAGAAUGAAUGUAUCAGAUGCCUGCUAAUAUUGCUUACUACCACCAAACCUACAAAUAAGAUGUAUUUUAUGCUUGCACAUAUACAGUAUAUGUUCAUUUCUGACUAUAAAUACAACUGUGUAAGUAGUCCCCCAUUGCAUCACUGUCACUUAGCAAGCAGAAAUACUUUCUUUUCUCUCUCUCUCUAUCCUGUGGACCUAUGCAGCCCUGAACCUCAGUCGUUUUUCUGUUGUAAAUAUGUUAUGAGAAUGCUGAACUAUGUGCGUUUGUUUUAUUUCGAGGUUUCCUUGCGUUCGGAGUUGGUGUCCUUUUUUAUUCCUCUUUUGUAAGUGUCUGAAAUCAUUGGUUGGGUUUCAGCUGAGAUCUAUUCUGAGUGAUGUGGUUUAACCAUAAGGACUAUCCUCUGAAUCACAACCUCAGCACCUGAAGGCUGUGAUUAAAAAAAUAAAAAAACAAAAAAACAAAAAACAAACAAAAAAACGAUUUAAAAAAGGUUAAAAGGCAUAUAGAGGUUAAAAGGCAUAUAGAGAUAACAUUAUGAAUAUGAUUAUUUAAAAAAAAGGAUUAUUAUACUACCGGUAUAUUGUAAUAUUAUAGAUGAUUUAGUUCAGUAACUUCUUUAAUUUUUUACAAACAACUUUGAUGAAUUAUUUAUAAAAACAAUCUCACGAUUCAUGAUCUUUUCAAAGGUAUGAAAUCUACUGCUAAAAUGAUUAAAAUGUGUUCUGAUGAAAAUAAACACAGAGAUGUAAUCUGUUAA